AGGAGGCUUUGAAUGCAGCAGUAACAAGCAGAUAGCUUCACUCCCUCGGCCGCAGCAGGAAACCAGCACCCCUCCAGCCACAGACAGCGACCCCGCUGCAUUCUCUGCCCACCUCUUCUACCCAGUCACAAGGUGGAGGAGGUUCGGGUCCCUCCUCCUCCUCCUCUGAGGGUUGGCGAGUGUAUUUGACAGGCACCUCGGUGCAUUAAUGCGUCGGAAAGAAUCCAGCUUUCAACUCGCACACCUUUCCGACCAAAUGCGAAAUUAUUUCAACCUUCUCUUCAUUUCACCUCCCUGUGGGGCGCAAACAGAAAACCGAGGCUGAGGUUGCUCGGUGUUGCAAUAUCAAGGUUGCCCCCCCUCCCACACUCACCCCCUUCACAGGUCGGCUGGCGGCUGAAAGGGGAUGGAAAAUCGAAGAUAUGCCAGAUCUACCCGAGGGACACAUUAAGGAUCCAGCGAGUCAUUUGAAGAACCUGGCGCUGCGAGCAGCUGACCUGCCGGUGUCUCUGUACAAUACCCUGUCCGAGGUAAAGCUCUCUCCUCUUGUGAGGAAACUCUUGCUGAUCUCCGUCGUGGGGGCUGCUUCACUCGCUAUUUUGGCUCAUCAGUUAAAACGAAAGCGUGGGAGGAAGCAGAAGGAGAAGGAGAAGGAGCAGUUGCCAUGGGAACAAGAGCUUUUUGUUCCUGAAUUUUCCAGGACAGCAGCUUCAGAAAAAGGUUCCAGUUGUGCGAGCAGUCGACAAAAUCUGAGCCUCUCCUUGCAGUCGAAGGGGUCGCACUCGCUUAACACGUAUGCCUCUCUGGGACUGCUCAGCAAGUACUCUGGCUCAGCGCAGAGCCUGGCCUCGGCUCGGAGUGUGAACUCUUCCCACAGUUGUGUGUGUGCUGCGUCUAACUUGUGGGACAAAGUUGCUGAAGAUAAUGAUGUCAACCUGGUUAAUGUGCCGGUGACUACUCCUGAAAACUUGUAUCUGAUGGGUAUGGAACUGUUUGAGGAGGCACUCCAGCGCUGGGAGCAGGCUUUGACCUUCCGCAGCAGGCAGGCAGAGGAUGAGGCGAACUGCACUGCUGUUAAACUGGGGGCAGGAGACGCAAUUGCGGAAGAAACGGUGGAGGAUAUCAUUAGUGCGGAAUUCAUACACAAGCUGGAGUCGUUGCUUCAGAGGGCUUAUCGUCUACAGGAGGAGUUUGAAGCCACUCUGGGUGCAUCUGACCCAACUUCUCUUGCAAAUGACAUUGGCUGGCUUUCUCCUGUUUCCACCCUUACUACGAGACAAUUCCUUGGACACCACUAUUAUCAUCCAAGAGGUGGUUGGUCUUCAUUUACAGACAUAGACAGGGAGACCGACAUCACUGUCAGAGACACUGAAGAUUUCUGCCUGAGGGACACAACCAGCAUUGCGUCGACAGACUCUUUUGUCUCAGCGGCUGAGCUCACAGAACACAGAGACCAUCGAGGCAGCGCUUAUGGCCUGGGAUCGUGGUGUCAUCUGCCACUUUAUGAAGAAGCGAUGCAUUUGGCAGAAGACGGGAAAGUAUUUUGCCGGGUACUAAGGACCGAGUUGCUGGAAUGUGUUGGGGACAUUGAUUUUCUGGCCAAGGUACACUGCGUGCGUCAAGCCUUCAAGGUAAUUCUUUCUGACGUAACAAAUAGAAGAUUUUUUGCCGAGGUGGGAAGGAAGAUUUUGUCUGCAAUUAUGAUGAAAGCACACAAGAAUCCAAAAAGGUUUGAGGAGGUCUUUGAGGAGAUGAUGUACUUUCUGCAGCAAACUGACCACUGGGAGACAACCCAGCGAGAACUUGCGACACGAGGGGUUAAACACAUGAAUUUUUAUGACAUUGUCCUGGACUUCAUCCUGAUGGAUUCCUUUGAGGAUCUGGACAAUCCCCCUACAUCGAUACAGAAUGUAGUCAACAAUCGCUGGCUCAACAAUUCCUUCAAGGAAACUGCUGUGGCUUCAAGUUGUUGGUCUGUUCUGAAAAGCAAGAAACAGCAAAUGAAGGUGCCCAAUGGCUUCAUCGCUCAUUUCUACGCUGUUUGCGAGCACAUCAGCCCAAUCUUGGCCUGGGGCUUCUUAGGACCCAGAGACUCCCUCUAUGAUUUGUGCUGCUUCUUUAAGGAACAAGUUCUUUUCUUCUUGAAGGAUAUCUUUGAUUUUGAAAAGGUGAGGUACACCAGCUCUGAAUGUCUUGCUGAGGACAUCUUACACCUGAUACAGCGUCGCACCGAGCUCCUGAUGGCUUACCUUGGAACAGACAGCCUGAGGCAUCUGAAUGGGUACAUUGGAAUCUCCCUGCCCAACGGACCCUUGGAAGCACAUGCGCAGUAAACCGAGACCUUGAGCUGUGUGCGAAUGUUAUCAUGUGAAUGCUUAACACAAGGGUGUCUGUAAAUUGUGGCCCAGGGGCCACUUGUAGACCCUGAGCCUUGGCAAGAUGUCCCUUGAAGCACUCAUCAUUGAGUUGUAUUUCUUCCUUGCUGCUUUUGUUCCCAUGUUUGCAAAGGGUUGUUCUCAGCAGUGUUGCUUCGGGCCGCAUUCCAGAGACUUGAACACAAUACGUGGCUGUCAUUGUGUGGAGAUGCAGUACUGAGGAAGUGUUGUCUUUUGCAAAGGGUGUUAUCAAAUUGAGGCCCUGCCUGCUCCCUAAUAGAUCCCACAGCGUAGUUCAAAAAAGAACGAGGGAGUUCUCUGCAGUGUCCUCACAAAUACCUAUCCCUCAACCAAGACCUGGUUAUUUAUCUCAUUACUCUUCUGUGCAAAUUGGUUGCAGCCUUUCCUCCAUUACAACACUUCAAAAGUAUUUAACUGCCUGUAAGCAAUUUCAGGCAUCCUAGGGUUGCAAAAGGAACUAUGUAAAUGUGAGAUCUUUCUUUAUCUGGUAGAUAGCUCCCAAAUCAGGAUGCCGAGAUCUCUUGGUAUCAGCAAUGUAAUUAAUUGGUCAGGGGCCUGAAUUAAGACUAUGUGGGUCACCAGGCCCUGAAGCCUGCAAAUCCUCAAUCUUAGCGCAUCGAGUGAAAUAGCUGACAGGAUAUUGCACAGCAGCAACUCACCAAAACUCCCUCGACACCACCUUCCAAGACCACGACCUCUACCAGUUAGAAGGAGAAGGGCAACAGGCACCCGGGAACACCACCACCUGCAACUUCCCUUCCACGCCACACACCAUCCUGACUUGGAAAUAUAUCACCGUUCCCUCAUUGUCACUGGAUCAAAAUCUUGGAACUUGCUUCCUAUCAGCACCGUGGGUGUACCUACACCACUUGGACUGCUGCAGUUCAAGAAGGCGGCUACACCACCACCUUCUCAAGGGCAAUUAGGGAAGGGCAAUAAAUGCUGGCCCGGCCAGCGAAGCCCACACCCUGUGACUGAAUGAAUAACCAAAGCUUACAAAGCGUUCACAUGUUAGCUUUCACACAGCAUGGUUUCAAAGUGCAAGACAGUGCUGGGGCCUGGUUCCACUUCAGGGUGGGAACCAGAGUGUAGCGAAGCAAACUUGUUCUCGUCCUGUGACGGGGAAGCCUCAAAGUAGCACCUAUCCUGGGGCAAAGACGACGGAACACGUUGCACGGUGCCUAUAAUUAAUUAUAGACUCAGGGAGGUUUCCAAAGGACAGUAUCCAGGAUUUUUAUAAAGUCUUUGUGUUGCUUUGUAUGAUCAUGUCCAACUUGGAGAUCCCAGUUGCAAGUUUGAAUGAUUUUUGAUUUGCCGAGGGGAGUUCUCCAGUAGCUAUAUUACCUGCAAUAAACUUUGUGAAACUUUG
This is a messenger RNA of Carcharodon carcharias (great white shark), 3765 nucleotides long. It is a transcript of the gene miga1, whose product is annotated as mitoguardin 1. Gene Ontology annotation, biological process: mitochondrial fusion. Lineage: Eukaryota; Metazoa; Chordata; Chondrichthyes; Lamniformes; Lamnidae. The record is from RefSeq and is a predicted model, not a curated record. The transcript has 17 exons. The coding region runs from base 423 to 2333 and encodes 636 amino acids.